AUGAGCGUGGAUAUUAUAAUCCGAAUUGGGACAGUUUUUAUUUUCCUAGAUUUUUUUUUAUCAAGUGUUUUGAAGGAAUAUUUUUUAAAUUUAAGUGAAGAUGAUCAGGAUAAUGGGGAAUAUGAUACACUAGUAGAAUAUUUAAAUAAAAUAUUAGAGUAUUUAAUAAAACUAUAUAAAGGAAACAAAAGUGAAAUAAUAGAUAGUAACAGUUAUUUAAAUUCAAUUAAAAGCAUUUUAAAUUUUAUUGUUUUUUUAAAAACUUCAAAGAGAAUCGAUAAUAUUAAAAAAAACAUUAUAGAAUUAUUAUCAACAAUAGUCAGAGAAUCUGAUGAAAUCUCAGAUAUUUAUAUUCUCAAUAUUUUUAUGGAUUUCAAAAGAAUAUUGGGAAAUGAUUUAAACACUUUUUUCGAAGAACACUAUUUAAUAUUAAAAGAGCAAAAAAUGAAAACAUCUUCAACAGAAUCGCCAAUAAUAAUAAUUUAUUUAGGUUUUUUUAAAAAUAAAGGUCCAUAUUACUUUUUAAGAGAUUUAUAUUAUAAUUUUAUAGAAGAAUUUUUAGAAAUAUUUCUUUCAAAAGAUGACUUUAAAAAUAUCCACUUUAUAAUAGAAAUAGUAUCACCACUACCAUCAAAAGAAAUAGCACAAAAAUAUUUUUUAUUAUUGUUAGAUUUAGUUAACAAAAAAGAAAAAAUAUUAAAUAUAGAUUAUUUCAAAUGUUUAAAUAUAUUUUUGGAUAAUAAUAAACUUCAGCUAGAUAAAUCAAUAUUAAAUGAUCAUCAAUUUCAAUUAAAUAUCUUAAAGAGAAUGGACUAUUUUUUAGAAGAAAAAAAUGAUGAACUUUGUGAAAUUAUUUCUAAAAAAUUAGGAGAAUAUAUGCCAGUUUUACAUUACAAAUAUAUCAGCCUUGUAAUCAUAGAUAAACCACCCAUAAACUCUUCUAGUAAAAACUAUGAUUUAUUUUUACACCCAAUUGUAAAUAUAUUAGAAAAUGACUAUGACUAUUUCAACGAAUUUUUAACCCACAAACAGUGCCACAGUUUUAUUUCAAAUUUAAAAAAAGUUUUAUUUUUGAGUUCCUGUUCUGUAAAAUUAAUAAAUUUAUUUUUUGCAUCCCAACUGUGCAAAAACAAAAGUAUAUUAAGUACCGAAAAAAAAUCAUUAGCAACAACAUAUAUAGAAAGUUUUCAAAAAGAUUUUGAAAGACACUUCAAUUCACUCAUCCUAAUAAACAAACCAAUGAAUAGAGAAUUUAUAGUGGGUUUUUUAACAUUAACAUUUUUAAUAUACAAUUUAAUAAAAAUAAUACCAGAAAAUAAUCUCAGCUUACCAUAUGUUAAAGAAAUCACCCAAAUACUUUCACCAUUUCAAAAAGACCCACACUUUCUUUCCAAGGUUAAUUUAGAGAACGUAGCUUAUAUAAUAUCAUCUAUCGAUAAGAAUGUGCAAUUAAGAAACAAGUUCAAACACCAUCUAAUAGAAAUGAUUUUAAACCAUCAGUUUAAAAGAAAUGAAUUUUAUUAUGAAUACUUUAAAAUUCUAUUGAAAUACUUUACAAAGGAUGAUAUUUUUUAUUUAAGUAUAGAUAAAAUAAUAUGCACAUUAAUAUGCUUUUAUAAAGAAAAAAAUCAUUCCUUAAAUUUUAGAAAAUAUAUUAAGGAAAUGAUCAAAAGCUAUGGUUCUAAUGUAUUGUUUAAUUCAAGGUUUUCAACAUUAUAUAACUUCCUAUCUCUAUCUGAAAAAGAAUUUAUAAACCCAAAUAAUAUAUUACAAUUAAAUAAUAAUAAUAAUGAAAUUAAAACACCAACACUCUCAAAUAUAUUAAUUUUAGAAAUUUUUAAAAAAAUUAUAGAAUGUGUGGAUGUAGACACCUCAUCAAAGCUAUCAGUAUUUUAUACAAAUUGGUAUUAUUUCGAUAAACUUUCGUGGGUCUUUUCAAAGCUUCAAUAUUCAAAUAUAAAUUUCAAUUUAUUUAAAAACAAUGGAUUUGUUAUUGAGAAACAAAAAUUCAAUUUAGUUAAAGACAGCUGCCCCUUAUUUUUAAACUCAAAUUAUUUUAAAAAUUUAGAAACUUUACCCAUAAGAUGGUUUUCAAUGCAUUUUAGUGAAACAGAGAAUAUAACAUUAAAAGAUAAGGAUGAUUUAAACUAUUUAGAAAACUAUAAAAAUAUUAAAACUCUAACAUUUGAAACAUUAAAAUCAAUUAACUCACCUAAAAUAAUUAAAACUGUAUCAUCCUUUUGCAACACAAUCAAAAAAAUAACAUUUAAUAACCUCAAUUUUAAUAAUAGUAUAGAAUUUGACUUUGACAAUUUUUAUAAUCAAAUUAUCAAAUACAUUUUAAUCAUUAACCCCAAUAUUAAAAUAGAAUUAAAUAUUAUAAUAAGUGACAAUUUCAAUGUAAAUGAAAAUAGAAUAGGAAUAUAUCUACCAUUUAUUAAUAGUAUAAAAUAUUAUAAAAAUAUUGAAAAUAUGCAAACCAAUAACAACAAUACCAAUACAAUUAAUAUUAUAAACAACUAUAUACCAAUAGUAGAAAAUUAUAAUAACUUUAAUAUAUAUCUUUACAACAACCACAAUAUUAAUUUACAAAAUAACCUUAUUAAAUAUAAUUCUAUAAAAAAACUACUACUUUCAAGUAAAAUACUGUAUGUUUAUUACCUUGAUACAUCAAAUGAAUUUGGGCCAUUUGAUAUUUCAGAAUUUAUACUUAAUAACAACUGCAAUAAUAAUGAUAAUUAUAACUAUAUAAACAAAAUCGAAGAAAUCAAUUUAGAAUUCAAAUUUAAAUUAUUUUUUGAACUUUCAUUUGCCCACUCAAUAUUAAAUCUUUUUAAAAAUAAUAGUUUUAAAAAGAUAAAUAUAAAAAUUCAAUUUCAAUUUAGAUAUAAAGAAACUUUAUCCAGUAUAGAAUUACAAGAUUUUAACUAUUUAACAUUUUUUCAAGAUCUAUUUAAUAUACUCGGUUCAUCAAGUAGUUUAACGCAAAUAAGCUUUGACCUUCCUUUUAUUUUCGAAAAUCUAUUAUUUAAAGUUAAAAAACAAAAUUUUAUUUCAUCAAACAUGAAUCCAUUUUUGUUUUUUAAAAUUAAAUAA
Molecule: messenger RNA, 3096 nt
Organism: Dictyostelium purpureum
Lineage: Eukaryota; Evosea; Eumycetozoa; Dictyosteliales; Dictyosteliaceae
Exons: 3
Coding region: 1-3096 (1031 amino acids)
Source: RefSeq, a predicted model, not a curated record